AUGACAACCAACAUAUUGUUAUACGAUACAAUUAAAUCAUUACAAGUUAAAACAAAUGAUGCUGAAUUACAUUGGUAUAUUACAUCCAUAAUCAUACCAGAUUUAUCUCAAUUAAUUGAAACACUACAAAUUUGUAAGAAUUUAUUACUUUAUAAUUCCCCACAAGCACCCAAUCCAAAAGAAUGCAUUGAAAAGGGACCACUGUUGAAAUUGCCUAUUUCUUUAAAUAAUAAGUCAGAUUCACUUAAUGGGAUAGUCAUUAGAGAUGGUCCAUAUGUAACUGAUUUAAAUCUAACAAUUAAAAAUGCAUUCUUCAAUAAAUAUGUUCAUAAGUUACAAUUGAAAACUCCUAUUAUAUUAGAACAAAUAGUCAAUUGUUUGAAUUCAAUUAAUGAUUCAAUAAAUUUAUUACAAGAUUUGCAAUCAAUUGAUAAAGAAUUUAAAGAUGGUGUACAUGAUCAUAAUAAAUUAAUUGAAAAUUUUGAAAUAUUAUUACAUCAUAUUCAUGAUGCUAAAAUUAAUUUACAAAUACCUACUGAUCCAAAUUUGGUUUUCCCACUUAAAGUUACAAACACUAAAGAUUUUGAACCGGAAUUAUCUGAUCAUAUAACGGUGGAUUUUUAUACUUGUGAUAAUCAAAUAAGUCUUGAUAUUAAAUGUCUUCAUAAAGUUACAGAAAAACCAUGGUCUGAAAUUGAUAGUACUGGUAAAUCAUUUGUUGAUAAAUUAAGAGAUGACAUGAAAUUACCAUCGAAUACUCCUUCAAUACAUACUAUACAAACAACAUCCAUAAGAAGUUCACCAGCUCCGCCUUCCAUUCAACUGACAUCGCAAGAUCAACAACAACAACAACAACAAAUCCACCCGUUAACAGUUUCAGAAAUUGAAAAGAAAGUACAAGAAAAGACAUCUAAUAAUACAGGAUUCUUAUCUAAUAUAGUAAAUCAUUUGCUGCUACGUGAUAAACCAAAAGUCAUGGAUUAUAUUAGUCGAGCUAUAACUUAUGAUGGAUCAGUAGUCAUGGUUAAUAAGAAAUUUGAAGUUUCCACCGAUGAUCCAAUACUUAUUAGUAUCAGUACAAAAUUGAAUCAUAUUGAAAAGAAAAUCAACAAAUUCAAUACCAAUAUAAAUAGCCUUGUAUAA
Candida tropicalis MYA-3404 is the source of this 1143-nucleotide messenger RNA. RefSeq names its product Rav2p (gene RAV2). Gene Ontology annotation, cellular component: RAVE complex. NCBI's taxonomy places the organism in Eukaryota, Fungi, Ascomycota, Pichiomycetes, Serinales, Debaryomycetaceae. The record is from RefSeq and is a predicted model, not a curated record. The coding region runs from base 1 to 1143 and encodes 380 amino acids. The transcript has a single exon.